UAUUUCAAUAAUGACUACCAAGUAAGAUAUCCCGGGUUAGUUCAGUGGAUGUCCGUUCUCUAGUCCGAUUAUCAGAAAUAAGGUAGCCAUUAUUAUUGCUCCCCAAAACUCCUUUUUCGAACCCAGCCUGUACCAUUUUUACGUUUGUUUCUUUUUUGCCUUUUUUGCGCGUAAAUGUACGUCUGCCUAUUAUCAAGGUGAAAGCAGCUCGAGAGCUUUUGCACCCUACGUAAGCCGAUACCUGACCCAAAGCCACUUUUCGCUCGUCUAUUACCUCAAAUCAAUUCUACUACUCUAUAACACCAUCUUCUCACUUCACUAGCUCUCCAUCUCGCAAUGGAUCCCUUCUGCAACCGCAAAAUCAUCACCAUGCUCGAAGGUGACGAUACCUACCACGCCACCAUCACCUCCAUCAUGGCCGAAGGCGACGAGAUCUACAACGCGCUGCGCGGAGCAUUCUUCGGCAAGAUCGGUCCAGGCCUCAGCAUUAUCAUCUACCACCCCACGCGCGACGAGAAAGUGAGGCUGCAUUACCCUAGCCUCAAGGAAGGCCAAACGUACCGCAUCGCAACCGCCACUGAGCGCCAGCAGGGUGUGGGAUCAGCAGCCUCUGGAGGCACCCAAAAGACCUUGAGGCACAUCGCGGUCAUCCAAGAGCACUGGAAGCUCGCCGACGCCAGCCAUAUUGUUCCCUACGAGAUAGCGCCACGCCUGCCCGACGAGCUGGGACGACUGCCCAUUGCGUCCAUGGGCGAGGGCGGUGUGCUGCAAGAUCCUCACCUCUGGCCUGCGCGAUUGGCUGACGAGCUGCGCAAAUUGAGUGGCAGGAGCGUGGAUAGGCAGGCGGUGGCCAUUCAGUACCUCACUGCUGCAGUGCAGGCUAGACAUGAGAGGGAUGAUAGUGGGCUGUGGCAGAUGACGAGCGGCGAUAUCAAGGAUGCCGUGAGGAGGAUGACGGAGUCGAUUGCGGACCAGGCAUAUGGUGAGCUGCCGGAGGAAAAGGCAUACACAGAGACGUAUGCUGGUGGACUGGCGGAGGCGGCUAUGCAAGCGUUGGACGAGGCAGAUGGCGAGAGUGCGAACAUGGGAUCUGGGUACGAGCAAGAUGGAAAGUUUACGAUCAGUAUGCGCUAGAGGCGGAUAACAGGACGGCACAACGGUCGUCGAACGUGUCUUUCAUUGCUUCAUGGAUACAGCGUGGGCUCUUUUUCAAACCAAGUUCUUUCUCAUUUCCUCCAUCUUUGCCAAAACUUCCAUCCUACUUUCUCACUCCCUUCUCCCUGACUUCGGAACCUGCUCUUCUCUUUGCUUCUUCGUCUGCCCACCCAUGCAAACCAGA
This is a messenger RNA of Cucurbitaria berberidis CBS 394.84, 1339 nucleotides long. RefSeq lists its product as uncharacterized. The transcript has a single exon. The record is from RefSeq and is a predicted model, not a curated record. Bases 337 to 1134 code for a protein of 265 amino acids. NCBI's taxonomy places the organism in Eukaryota, Fungi, Ascomycota, Dothideomycetes, Pleosporales, Cucurbitariaceae.